AUCCUAUUUCUUGGUACGGCACUUGCUUUUUCGUCUGAACGGUUCCCCUAUAUUUACAUCGGGCACCCAUCGACACCUCACGUCAACAAGAAGCACAGACUCUUGCAAGACUACAAAUACCAGCACCACGGUUCAAGCACACAGACAUACCACCACAUACCACCUUCAUCUCAACAUACACAACGACUCUUCUCUCACACGCACACCCGCAAACACAUGCCGUUGCCCAACAUGUUCGGCCGACAGACUCAGUUUCCCAAGCGCAGCGGCUCAGGCUACGCGUGGCCCGAGAGCGACAGCGAAGACGACAUCGUCAUCAGACCUUGCGCCACAAACGAGAAGGCCGAUGCCACUGUCACCAUGACCGAGUGCGUUCCGGGUCCGACGGCGGUGGAACAGGCUUCUCAACCCAGGCCCUCUCUCAGCGGCCGCCGCGCCUCUGCCGAGGACACCAAUCUUCAAGAGCUCUGGGAAUGCAUGCUUGAGCUCCAGCAACAAUACCACUGCUACAACUCGACGCGUAUGGAGAUUGCUGCGGACAGGGAGGAUGCUAUGGACAUGAUGCCCACAAAGUAUUGCAUGGAUAUGCUCAAUGACUCCAUCGAGUCCCUCCCCGAAGAGGGUUGGAAGAAGCUCAGCAAGUUCCUCAUCACCGACCUCGAGCACGCGCAAAAGUCACAGAAGUGGAAGUUCUGGAAGCACCUCUAG
This is a messenger RNA of Colletotrichum orchidophilum, 708 nucleotides long. RefSeq lists its product as uncharacterized. NCBI's taxonomy places the organism in Eukaryota, Fungi, Ascomycota, Sordariomycetes, Glomerellales, Glomerellaceae. The record is from RefSeq and is a predicted model, not a curated record. The annotation marks the transcript as partial. The transcript has 2 exons.